This is a messenger RNA of Perca fluviatilis (European perch), 2022 nucleotides long. RefSeq names its product tripartite motif-containing protein 16-like. Lineage: Eukaryota; Metazoa; Chordata; Actinopteri; Perciformes; Percidae. The record is from RefSeq and is a predicted model, not a curated record. The coding region runs from base 150 to 1895 and encodes 581 amino acids. The transcript has a single exon. Gene Ontology annotation, molecular function: protein binding; zinc ion binding.
UGUGUACUAUGGGCAUUGCAACACACCCAGUAUCUCUCUCAAACUGCUCCUCCUCCAGGAAUGAAACAAGACUUGAUAACUCCUCCCACACAGUUUCACAUCUCAGGAAGAGAGACUCAGACAGUCGUCGUCACUGAGUGAGAGGUGAAAUGGCGCAGAAAGGAGUUCAGCUGGACCGGGAAACCUUCUCUUGUUCCAUCUGUCUGGAUCUACUGAAGGAUCCGGUGACUACUCCCUGUGGACACAACUACUGCAUGAACUGUAUUAAAAGCCACUGGGAUGGAGAGCAUUGUAAGUACAUCUACAGCUGUCCUCAGUGCAGGAAGACAUUCACAUCGAGGCCUGACCUGCUGAAAAACAACUUGUUAGCAGAUUUAGUGGAGGAGCUGAAGAAGACUGGACUCCAAGCUGCUCCUGCUGAUCACUGCUAUGCUGGAGCUGAAGAUGUGGCCUGUGAUGUCUGCACGGGGAGAAAACUCAAAGCACACAAGUCCUGUCUUGUCUGUCUGGCUGCUUUCUGUGAGAAACACCUUCAGCCUCAUUAUGAAUCAGCUCCAUUAAAGAAACACAAGCUGGUGGAGCCGUCCAAGAAGCUCCAGGAGAACAUCUGCUCUCGUCAUGAUGAGGUGAUGAAGAUUUUCUGUCGUACUGAUCAGCAGCUUAUCUGUUCUCUCUGCUUAAUGGAGGAACAUAAAGGCCACGACACAGUCUCAGCUGCAGCAGAGAGAGCUGAGAGGCAGAGAGAGCUCGAGGGGAGUCGACAGACCAUCCAGCAGAGAAUCCAGGACAGAGAGAAAGAUGUGAAGCUGCUUCAACAGCAGGCGCAGGCCAUCAAUCUCUCUGCUGAUAAAGCAGUGGAGGACAGCGAGAAGAUCUUCACUGAGCUGAUCCGUCUGCUGAAGAAAAGAAGCUCUGAUGUGAAGCAGCAGGUCAGAUCCCAGCAGAAAAGUGAAGUGAGUCGAGUCAAAGAGCUUCAGGAGAAGCUGGAGCAGGAGAUCACUGAGCUGAAGAGGAAAGACGCUGAGCUGAAGAAGCUCUCACACACAGAGGAUCACAGCCAGUUUCUACAGAACUACCCCUCACUGUCACCACUCAGCCAAUCAACAUCCAGCAUCCAUAACUGUCCUCUGAGCUGCUUUGAGGACGUGACAGCGGCCGUGUCAGAAGUCAGAGAUAAACUACAGGACGUCCUGAGAGAGAAGUGGACAAACGUCUCACUGACAGGGACUGAAGUGGACGUUUUACUGCUACAACCAGAGCCCAAGACCAGAGCUGGAUUCUUAAAAUAUUCACGUGAAAUCACACUGGAUCCAAACACAGCACACACACAGCUGUUAUUAUCUGAGGGGAACAGGAAAGCAACAGUAAUGAGACAACAACAGUCUUAUUCUAGUCACCCAGAAAGAUUCACUGGCUGGUGGCAGGUCCUGAGUAGAGAGGGUCUGACUGGACGUUGUUACUGGGAGGUGGAGAGGAGAGGGGAAGGAGGAGUUAAUGUAGCAGUCGCAUACAAGAAUGUCAGCAGAGCAGGGGGGUCGGAUGAAUGUAGAUUUGGACGAAAUGACAAAUCUUGGAUGUUAGAUUGUUACAACAACAGUUAUAUAUUUUAUUACAACAAUGUCCGAACUCCCGUCUCAGGUCCUGAGUCCUCCAGAGUAGGAGUGUACCUGGAUCACAGUGCAGGUAUUCUGUCCUUCUACAGCGUCUCUGAAACCAUGACUCUCCUCCACAGAGUCCAGACCACAUUCACUCAGCCGGUCUAUGCUGGACUAAGGUUUUAUUGGUAUUCUGGAUACUCUGCUGAGAUGUAUAAAAUGAGAUAUGCUGUACGUCAGUUGUAUGGUUGGUCUGCAUUCUAUGCUGAGUUGUCUGCUGAGUUGUGUAAAUUGAAAUAGACAGAAGUCAUUUAAGGGUUAAAUUCUGUGUUUUAACUCUUCAACAUAUUUAGUCUCCAUGUUUGUUACUGAGAGCUGAUUGUUGUGACAUUCUAUUUUUUUGACGUUUUUUGUCAGUGUUUUAGAC